CUGGAAGUCAGCCUGAACGGCGAAUCGAUCACGCUGUCCAACGAAUCGCUGCGCGAGGCGCUCUGCGAGAUCGGCUACGACCCCGAGCAACAGGGCAUCGCCGUCGCGAUCAACAUGUCGGUCGUGCCGCGCAGCGAAUGGUCGGAGACCAAUAUCUGCAACGGCGACCGGAUUGACAUCGUCGGCGGCAAACAGGGUGGAUAG
Messenger RNA from Geodia barretti, 204 nucleotides. The record is from the annotation of a GenBank genome assembly. Lineage: Eukaryota; Metazoa; Porifera; Demospongiae; Tetractinellida; Geodiidae.